AUGAAGCCGAACAGCCUCUUGUCCCUCGCCCUGAGCUUCCUGGUCCUCUGCCCCCAUGUGGCGCAGCCUGGAUUCCGUGAGAUCCUGCAGAAGCCUGGGUUCUGCCCGGAUUCCUGGUAUGUGUGCCCGGUGGUUCUGAUCGCGGACUGCUGGAUCGAUUCCAACUGCAAGGAGAGCAAGAAGUGCUGCUUCUACCACUGCAAGCAGCAGUGCAUGCUGCCCGUGUCGGAACAGGACGCCAAUCAGGAGUACGAGGUCCACUACGAACCCGAAGAGGAUUACGGGCCGGGAAUGAUUUUUCAUGAUUGAACUGUGAGGGAGACGCCAAUUCAUCCCCGGGUCUGAGAAGAUGUUGCUGCAAGCUCAGGCCUGCCUGCCGGGUCUCC
Sorex araneus (European shrew) is the source of this 386-nucleotide messenger RNA. Its product is annotated as WAP four-disulfide core domain protein 15A-like. The transcript has 4 exons. Lineage: Eukaryota; Metazoa; Chordata; Mammalia; Eulipotyphla; Soricidae. The record is from RefSeq and is a predicted model, not a curated record. Gene Ontology annotation, molecular function: peptidase inhibitor activity. Bases 1 to 309 code for a protein of 102 amino acids. Gene Ontology annotation, cellular component: extracellular region.